AUGAAAUCUCCAACUCAAUCCCUUCCAAGGAAAGAACCCAGAGAUGAACCCCCAGUAGUGGUGACACCUCCUCCUCCAUUUUUCGGUCGAUAUGCAAAACCAGGAAAGAGGAGCAAGAGCAAGAAGUUUUUCACUUUUUUUGCAAAGUUGAGAGAAUUGUGCACCACUAAGAAAAAGUUAAAGGGCUUUGAAAAGAUUUAUAUGGGAGAAAAUGUUUCAGCAGUCCUACAACAGAAAUUGCCUCCUAAAUAUAAGGAUCCAGGUAUGUUUAUUGUUCCUUGCAAAAUAGGAAAGGUUAAGGUCGAAAAAGCAUUGAUAGAUUUAGGAGCUGCAAUAAAUAUCAUGCCUCGUUCCAUUUAUAAUUCUGUGAAUCUUGGACCCUUAAAAGAAACUAGUGUCAUUAUGCAACUUGCUGAUAGGUCUAAUGCAUAUCUUGAUGGGGUGUUAGAGGAUAUUCUAGUUCAAAUUGAUAAAUUGGUUUUUCCUGCAGAUUUCUAUGUGUUGGAUAUGGAUGAUGAUUUUUCUGUUUCACCCCCAAUUUUGUUAGGUAGGCCAUUUUUAAUGACAUCUAAAACAAAAAUUGAUGUUUAUUCAAGAACCUUGACAAUGGAAUUUGAUGGCGAAAUAAUAAAAUUCAAUAUUUGUGAUGCCAUGAAAUGUCAUAGUGAGGCACACUUUAUUUUUGUUAUAGAUGUAAUUGACCAUUUCAUGCAGCAAAAGUUUGAAUUAAAUGGUAGAGAUGCAUUGAAGAUCGCACUCAUUCACAGUUUGAAUUUGCAAGAAAUGUCAACAGUUGCAAAGAAGUUUGAGUUACACCCUGAUUGA
Coffea eugenioides is the source of this 825-nucleotide messenger RNA. RefSeq lists its product as uncharacterized. The coding region runs from base 1 to 825 and encodes 274 amino acids. NCBI's taxonomy places the organism in Eukaryota, Viridiplantae, Streptophyta, Magnoliopsida, Gentianales, Rubiaceae. The transcript is spliced from 2 exons. The record is from RefSeq and is a predicted model, not a curated record.